CUCAUUCCUCUCUGUCCAUCUCUCUCUCCCUCUCCUCACGCGCAUCAUCCUCUUGAGGUCCUUCCCCUCCUCCUCAUCCUCCUUUUCCCGUCGGGUAAGUCGCCGGAUCCCUCCAAUUGAGUUCCCUAAUCCUCCCACGAUUUCCCCGCGCUCUCCCACGCUUUCCCGUUCCGAAACCGGGCCUUUUUCUUCCCCGGAAGCACCUUCUCCCCAGGUGACUCACGCCAACGUAUCACUGCUCCGUUUUCUGGCUUGCUUUUUUUUCUUCCGAGCAUCAUUGGAUCAUUCGGCUAACUCGUAUACUAUAUUUCCCUUCAUCCCCAGCUCCCUGUGCCUUCUCUCUUUCAUCUAGAUCUCCUCUGAAUAGCUCUCCAUCUUCCCUUCCUAUACUCUAGCUCCCCACCCUCCCCCUCCCACCCUUAUCCAUCCUUAUCAACAAACACACACACACACACACCCCCCGCCCGCCAUGGCUGCUCCCCGUCAGCCCGAGGAGGCGGUCGAUGACACCGAGUUCAUCGAUGACCACCAUGACCAGCACAGGGACUCUGUCCACACCCGUCUGCGUGCCAAUUCGGCCAUCAUGCAGUUCCAGAAGAUCCUUGUUGCCAACCGUGGUGAAAUCCCCAUUCGUAUCUUCCGGACGGCCCACGAGCUGUCCCUGCAGACUGUCGCCGUCUACUCCCACGAGGACCGUCUCUCCAUGCACCGUCAGAAGGCCGAUGAGGCCUACAUGAUCGGCAAGCGCGGUCAAUAUACACCGGUCGGGGCCUACUUGGCCAUUGAUGAGAUCGUCAAGAUUGCUCUUGAGCAUGGUGUGCACCUGAUCCAUCCGGGUUAUGGUUUCCUGUCCGAGAAUGCCGAGUUUGCCCGCAAGGUGGAGCAGCACGGCAUGGUUUUCGUCGGCCCUACCCCCCAGACCAUCGAGAGCCUUGGUGACAAGGUCUCCGCCCGUCAGCUGGCUAUCCGCUGCGACGUGCCCGUCGUGCCCGGUACCCCGGGCCCUGUCGAGCGCUACGAGGAGGUCAAGGCCUUCACCGACACCUACGGCUUCCCCAUCAUUAUCAAGGCCGCCUUCGGUGGUGGUGGUCGUGGUAUGCGUGUCGUCCGCGACCAGGCCGAACUGCGUGACUCCUUCGAGCGUGCCACCUCCGAGGCCCGCUCUGCCUUUGGCAACGGCACCGUCUUCGUUGAGCGUUUCCUCGACCGCCCCAAGCACAUUGAAGUCCAGCUGCUGGGUGACAACCACGGCAACGUCGUCCACCUGUUCGAGCGUGACUGCUCCGUCCAGCGUCGUCACCAGAAGGUCGUUGAGAUUGCCCCGGCCAAGGAUCUGCCUGCCGAUGUCCGUGACCGCAUCCUGGCUGAUGCCGUCAAGCUGGCCAAGUCGGUCAACUACCGCAACGCCGGUACUGCAGAGUUCCUGGUCGACCAGCAGAACCGCUACUACUUCAUUGAGAUCAACCCCCGUAUCCAGGUCGAGCACACUAUCACCGAAGAGAUCACGGGCAUUGAUAUCGUUGCUGCUCAGAUCCAGAUUGCGGCUGGUGCUACCCUGGAACAGCUGGGCCUGACCCAGGACCGCAUCUCCACUCGUGGAUUCGCUAUUCAGUGCCGUAUCACCACCGAGGACCCCUCCAAGGGCUUCUCCCCCGACACCGGUAAGAUCGAGGUCUACCGCUCUGCCGGUGGUAACGGUGUCCGUCUGGAUGGUGGAAACGGUUUUGCCGGUGCCAUCAUCACUCCUCACUACGACUCCAUGUUGGUCAAGUGUACCUGCCGUGGUUCCACCUACGAAAUUGCCCGCCGCAAGGUCGUUCGUGCCUUGGUCGAGUUCCGUAUCCGUGGUGUCAAGACCAACAUUCCUUUCCUCACUUCCCUUCUGAGUCACCCCGUGUUCGUGGACGGUACCUGCUGGACCACGUUCAUUGAUGACACUCCCGAGCUGUUCGCUCUUGUCGGCAGUCAGAACCGUGCCCAGAAGCUGCUGGCUUACCUGGGUGAUGUGGCUGUCAACGGCAGCAGCAUCAAGGGCCAGAUGGGCGAGCCCAAGCUCAAGGGCGAUAUCAUCAAGCCCAUCCUGCAUGACGCUGCCGGCAAGCCCCUCGACGUCUCUGUCCCCGCCACCAAGGGAUGGAAGCAGAUCUUGGACAGCGAGGGUCCCGAGGCUUUCGCCCGCGCUGUGCGUGCCAACAAGGGCUGCUUGAUCAUGGAUACCACCUGGCGUGACGCCCACCAGUCGCUGCUGGCCACUCGUGUGCGUACCAUUGACCUCCUGAACAUCGCCCACGAGACUAGCCACGCCCUCGCCAACGCCUACAGUUUGGAAUGCUGGGGUGGUGCCACCUUCGAUGUCGCCAUGCGCUUCCUGUACGAGGACCCCUGGGACCGUCUUCGCAAGCUGCGCAAGGCCGUUCCCAACAUCCCCUUCCAGAUGUUGCUCCGUGGUGCCAACGGUGUUGCCUACUCUUCCCUCCCUGACAACGCCAUCUACCACUUCUGUAAGCAGGCCAAGAAGUGCGGUGUUGACAUCUUCCGUGUCUUCGAUGCUCUCAACGACGUUGACCAGCUCGAGGUCGGCAUUAAGGCUGUUCACGCUGCUGAGGGUGUUGUUGAGGCUACUAUUUGCUACAGUGGUGACAUGCUCAACCCCAGCAAGAAGUACAACCUGCCUUACUACCUCGACCUUGUCGACAAGGUGGUUCAGUUCAAGCCCCACGUCUUGGGUAUCAAGGACAUGGCUGGUGUGCUGAAGCCCCAGGCUGCUCGUCUGCUGAUCGGCUCCAUCCGCGAGCGCUACCCUGACCUUCCCAUCCACGUUCACACCCACGACUCCGCUGGUACCGGUGUGGCUUCUAUGAUUGCUUGCGCUCAGGCCGGUGCUGAUGCUGUUGAUGCUGCCACCGACAGUCUUUCCGGCAUGACCUCCCAGCCCAGCAUUGGUGCUAUCCUCGCUUCUCUCGAGGGAACCGAGCACGACCCUGGCCUCAACUCGUCCCAGGUGCGCGCCCUUGACACCUACUGGGCCCAGCUGCGUCUCCUGUACUCGCCCUUCGAGGCGGGUCUGACCGGUCCCGACCCCGAGGUCUACGAGCACGAGAUCCCCGGUGGUCAGUUGACCAACCUGAUCUUCCAGGCCAGCCAGCUUGGUCUGGGCCAGCAGUGGGCUGAGACGAAGAAGGCCUACGAGUCUGCCAACGAUCUUUUGGGCGAUGUUGUCAAGGUCACUCCCACUUCCAAGGUCGUCGGUGACUUGGCUCAGUUCAUGGUCUCGAACAAGUUGACCGCUGAAGAUGUGAUUGCCCGCGCCGGCGAGCUUGACUUUCCCGGUUCCGUGCUGGAGUUCCUCGAGGGUCUCAUGGGCCAGCCCUACGGUGGAUUCCCCGAGCCUCUGCGCUCUCGCGCUCUGCGUGACCGUCGCAAGCUCGACAAGCGCCCUGGUCUGUACCUGGAGCCCCUUGACCUGGCCAAGAUCAAGAGCCAGAUCCGGGAGAACUAUGGCGCAGCCACCGAGUACGACGUGGCCAGCUAUGCCAUGUACCCCAAGGUCUUCGAGGAUUACAAGAAGUUCGUCGCCAAGUUCGGUGAUCUGUCCGUCCUGCCCACGCGUUACUUCUUGGCCAAGCCCGAGAUCGGCGAGGAAUUCCACGUCGAGCUGGAGAAGGGUAAGGUGCUGAUCCUGAAGCUGUUGGCCAUCGGUCCCCUCUCCGAGCAGACCGGUCAGCGCGAGGUCUUCUACGAAGUCAACGGUGAGGUUCGUCAGGUUAGUGUGGACGACAAGAAGGCAUCCGUCGAGAAUACUGCCCGCCCCAAGGCCGAGCUGGGUGACAGCAGCCAGGUCGGUGCUCCUAUGAGCGGUGUGGUUGUUGAGAUCCGUGUCCACGACGGCUUGGAAGUCAAGAAGGGUGACCCGAUUGCCGUUCUGAGCGCCAUGAAGAUGGAAAUGGUUAUCUCUGCUCCCCACAGUGGCAAGGUCUCCAGCUUGCUGGUCAAGGAAGGUGACUCGGUGGAUGGCCAGGAUCUCGUGUGCAAGAUCGUCAAGGCCUAGAAGAGUAACACCGUUAUGACGGCAAUGUUUGAAAAGCUAAUGUCGAUGUUGAUGUCCUUGCGACCGGCUUAUUUUUCCUCACGCUGAACAAGGACACUAUGCCAAUAUUCUUCUUUUAGAUUAGAGCGUCUGUUAUGUUUAUGAAAUAUUUUGGGUUGGGAUUGGGUUAUUUCCAUAUUUAUGCCACAGCUUAUUUACGAUCAAUGGUUGUCAGGGACAUACUAUGUUGAACAUAUGAAUGACAACUGAUUCUAAAG
Aspergillus neoniger CBS 115656 is the source of this 4305-nucleotide messenger RNA. Its product is annotated as pyruvate carboxylase. NCBI's taxonomy places the organism in Eukaryota, Fungi, Ascomycota, Eurotiomycetes, Eurotiales, Aspergillaceae. The transcript has 2 exons. The record is from RefSeq and is a predicted model, not a curated record. Gene Ontology annotation, molecular function: metal ion binding; pyruvate carboxylase activity; ATP binding. The coding region runs from base 470 to 4048 and encodes 1192 amino acids. Gene Ontology annotation, cellular component: cytoplasm. Gene Ontology annotation, biological process: pyruvate metabolic process; gluconeogenesis.